Triticum aestivum (bread wheat) is the source of this 1414-nucleotide messenger RNA. Its product is annotated as tetraketide alpha-pyrone reductase 2. The record is from RefSeq and is a predicted model, not a curated record. The coding region runs from base 144 to 1133 and encodes 329 amino acids. NCBI's taxonomy places the organism in Eukaryota, Viridiplantae, Streptophyta, Magnoliopsida, Poales, Poaceae. Gene Ontology annotation, molecular function: oxidoreductase activity, acting on the CH-OH group of donors, NAD or NADP as acceptor. The transcript has 2 exons.
UCGCAUUCUUUCUCUUUCUCCUCCCAGAUCCAUCGUAUAAAUAUGUACCCAUGGCAUGCAUCUUCUUCUAACACCAGCCGGAGCCGGAGGUCGAUCGAUACAUCGUGAAGAAGUAGACAUACACAGUGCGGUGGUCGAUCGAGAUGCCGGAGUACUGCGUGACCGGCGGGACGGGGUUCAUCGCGUCGCACCUGAUCCGGGCGCUGCUGGCCGCCGGGCACACGGUGCGGGCCACGGUGAGGGACCCCAGCGACGACGCCAAGGUGGGGUUCCUGUGGGAGCUGGAGGGGGCCGACGAGCGGCUGCAGCUGCUGCGCGCCGACCUGCUCGUGGAGGGCUCCUUCGACGCGGCGGUGAGCGGCGUGGACGGCGUCUUCCACGCGGCGUCCCCCGUCGUCGUCAGCUACGAGGACGGCAAGGACGCGCAGGAGAAGCUGGUGGACCCGAUCGUGAAGGGCGCGGGGAACGUGCUCCGCUCCUGCGCCCGGGCCGCGGUGCCGCCCCGCCGCGUCGUGUUCACCUCCUCCUGCUCCUCCGUGCGCUACCGGCACCACCACGUGCACGGCGGUGCCCCGCCGACGCUGAACGAGUCCCACUGGAGCGACGCCGACUACUGCCGCACGUACGGGCUGUGGUACGCGUACGCCAAGACGGUGGCGGAGAAGGAGGCGUGGCGGCUGGCGACGGAGCACGGGCUGGACCUGGUGGUGGUGAACCCGUCGUUCGUGGUCGGGCCGGUGCUGGGCCGGGCGGCGCCCACGAGCACCGCGCUGGUGGUGCUGGCGCUGCUCAAGGGGGACCUGGGAAAGUACCCCAACACGACGAUCGGGUUCGUGCACGUGGACGACGUGGUGCUGGGCCACGUCCUGGCCAUGGAGGACGGCAGGGCGUCCGGCAGGCUCAUCUGCUCCGGCGACGUCGCGCACUGGUCCGAGGUGCUCGGGUCGCUCCGGGAGCGGUACCCGCAGUACCCCAUCCCCACAGAGUGCAGCGGCGGGAAGGGAGACGACAGGGCACACAAGAUGGACACGAGCAAGAUGGAGGCGCUGGGCUUCCCUCCUUUCCUCUCCAUCCAGCAGAUGUUCGACGACUGCAUCAAGAGCUUCCAGGACAAGGGGCUCCUCCUUCCUUGACAUGACACCGGCCGGCUUAUAUAUAUAGAUCGAUCCAAGUUGUGAGCAUCUGUGCGUCAUAUUAUAGUCAGUACGCAUAGUACAAUAUGUAGGAACCUCACAAGUGUGUAUGAGCAUUAUGAAGUACACAAACAAAACGUCGACCGAAAUGGACAAAGAAAACACAGCCCAUUUGCGAAUGGUUUGGUUUGACACUACCGAUAGGGAUGCAAAUUUGGAACCUCAACCCUCCAACCCUCUUUAGUUGAAGUAAAGUAAAUGAACUAAAUUUUUAGAAUUCA